GCCGCGCCCCACCCGCCGCCUACCGCCACCGCUCCUCCCCCCUCCCGCGUGCUCCUCGUGGGGGUGGUGGGCCCCGCGCCCCGCUCCCCCUCCUCCCUUCCCUCCCACAGGUGCGUGGCAGACCCGCUGCUCCGCUGUACUAGCAAUAAUAAAACAAUUUCAUCAGAGAGCAAAAAUCCGACAAGCAAUCGCCUCGCUGCUCACUGGUCAAACCAAACCUGAUUAGGUGAGGUCACAGUGGAGGAUUAGAAGGGGAGGCCUUGCGGAUUCGGGAGGCGUUCGGGUGGGCGUCGCUGCUGCAGGGGCGGAGGGAGAGGAGGAGGAGGGCGGCGGCGGUGCAGCCGAAGAUGGCGCGGCCGCCGAUCCUGUCCGUCGCGCUGCCGUCCGACACCGGCCGCGUGCUCAGCAUCCAGUCCCACACCGUCCAGGGGUAUGUUGGCAACAAAUCAGCUGUCUUUCCCCUGCAACUCCUUGGCUUUGAUGUGGAUCCAAUAAACUCUGUACAGUUUUCUAAUCAUACAGGAUACCCAACAUUUAGAGGUCAGGUUCUCGAUGGCAAACAGCUCUGGGACCUUAUUGAAGGACUGGAGGAAAACCAGUUACUCCAUUAUACACAUUUAUUAACAGGUUAUAUAGGCUCAGUUUCCUUUUUAGAUACUGUGCUACAAGUUGUUGAUAAAUUACGAUCAGUCAAUCCUGAUCUUGUAUAUGUUUGUGACCCGGUUCUAGGUGAUGAAGGAAAACUGUACGUUCCUCAGGAGCUAAUAUCUGUUUAUCAACAGAAGGUUGUUCCAGUUGCUUCAAUGCUUACACCUAACCAAUUCGAGGUUGAACUACUUACUGGAUUGAGGAUCACCUCCGAACAAGAUGGCUUGACAGCUUGCAAUACCCUCCAUAGCGCUGGACCACGGAAGGUGGUUAUAACUAGCGCACUUAUUGGAGGCAAGCUGCUCCUUAUUGGAAGUCAUAAAAAAACACAGGAACAACCGCCAGAACAAUUUAAGAUUGAGAUACCGAAGAUACCUGCAUAUUUCGCGGGAACUGGAGAUUUAACGACUGCUCUUCUACUAGGGUGGAGUAAUAAAUAUCCUGAUAGCCUGGAGACAGCGGCAGAACUGGCAGUAUCCAGUUUGCAGGCACUCCUAAAAAGAACUGUGGAAGACUACAAAAGGGCUGGCUUUGACCCAUCAACCAGCAGCUUAGAGAUCCGGUUGAUUCAAAGCCAAGACGACAUCCGAAACCCAGUUGUUACAUGCAAGGCAGUGAAAUUUGGCAGCUGAAUCCAUAGCGCUCAUGAGUAGUCAAUAAUGACAGGUGCCUGAAGAAGUACUGUUAAACCAAUUUGGUCUUCACUCUUCUGCAAGUAUGCCGCCCGGACUUCCAACGAGCGCCUGCCCCGACUUCCAUGAAUUGUUGGCUUCAAUUUUGGAGUACAGUGUCUGUUAUGCUAUAGCUCGAAACCCAGAAAUAAUCAAGUUUGAGGAGAGGGAGAAAGAAAUAACGGGCAGGUUGCUUUCGUUACAGUUUGUCAGGAUGCUGUGGCCUAGAGACUGAGAUUGUACAAAUGGCAGAUGCAUCCUUUGGAUACAAUGAAAAAAACAGCAUUCUUGUUGUUUUGGCACUGAGUUGAGGUUUGUUCUGUAACUUUGUUGAUGAACUCCCAUGUUUAAUUCUGCUCGGAUCAGCUCCUCUA
Molecule: messenger RNA, 1693 nt
Organism: Setaria italica (foxtail millet)
Lineage: Eukaryota; Viridiplantae; Streptophyta; Magnoliopsida; Poales; Poaceae
Product: pyridoxal kinase
Exons: 13
Coding region: 348-1280 (310 amino acids)
Biological process (GO): pyridoxal 5'-phosphate salvage
Cellular component (GO): cytosol
Molecular function (GO): pyridoxal kinase activity
Source: RefSeq, a predicted model, not a curated record